CUGACAGCCAUGGCGCUUUUUUACACUCGUUGUCUUCAGGAUUUACCCCGUAUAACAGUAAACGACAUACACCGACUCAUAAGCAAAUCAUGUGCCGCUCCCAACAGCAAGAGAGAAAAAGGAUUUAAGAUGUACAUAAGCAGUUACAUCGACAACUAUGAGGAUGGUGUUAAAAGACUCAAAGCCUGUCAUUUUGGUGAGCACCCACUGCUCAUGUGUGGCGGGGUGUGCCUUAUGCAACCAUUUGGUUGCACUACUGUAUCAAACAGCACACCUAUCACAACUAGGCAUCCCUGCUGUACCCCCAGUGCACAGUUGCACAGAAACUGAGCAGAGCUGGCAUAAGCCAAGGACCAUGGCCAGGUCCUGUGGGAGACAUGGAGGUCCGCAAACCUCAAAAUUCUACGGCUGUAUGUGUGAGAAGUUCUCUCUACAAAGCACUUGACGGGGAAAUGCCAGAUCUUGCCACAUUGAGAGUGGCAGAAGCAUAUAAAGACUUCCCCCAUUUGCUUGCACCUCUGGUGACCACCAUGGGCAUAUCAGCGGAAGUCCCAUUAGUUCAGUCAGCUUUUGGGGCUGUCCAGGCAGGGAGUGUGCUGGCAUUUCAGCAAAAACCACCAGAAAUGCGGGAAAUCAUCAACAUCCCAGACUCCUCUGCCCAACCUUCCCUUCCCAUCCAAGGCUAUAGGCUUGAGCCAACCACAUGCGCCUAUGUGUUGUCAGAGGAGGAACAUGUACAUAUGAAAUCGCUACAAGUGUCAUUCCACAUGGCCCACAGGAUUGAAGCUGCAACACGGGAGCAGAGCUCAUGCCAGGAAUGGCAUCGACUGAGAAAGAUGCGAGUUACAUCUACACGCUUUCACGAGGCAUGCCAUGUUCGCUGUCAUACAUCAGCUGAAAAUCUGGCACACAGAAUUUUGAGGGGGACCGUCUUGACUAAGGACAUGAGGAGAGGAAUUGACAUGGAGCCAGUUGCUGUGAAAGAGUACUGCAGUUUAAAAAAUGUCAACUAUUCACCCUGCGGGUUCAUUAUACACCCUGAUGCUCCAUGGCUGGGAUGCUCCCCUGAUGGAGUUGUGUUCGAUCCUUCUGAAAUCCCACCAUUCGGUUUGCUGGAAAUUAAAUGCCCAAACAUCAAGAGUUACGUUGACUGUCCGUACCUGAAGAUGUCGGAAGGUUCUUUGCAGCUUAGGAGGCAGCACAAGUACUAUUGGCAAGUACAAGGUCAGAUCCUCCUAACAGGUUUAGAGUGGUGUGAUUUUGUGGUAUGUGCGCAGGAGGACAUGCUUGUUGAGCGCAUACACAAAAAUCUAGAUGUAAUGAGCACCAUUAGGGACCAAGGAGAUCUGUUUUUUUUUUACCACUACCUACAGAAGUGUUUGAAUGUAUAAGUCAUUUCAGAUGUUGCUUCAUUUAAUUACAUUUAUUGUAUCAUUCUUGUAAACAAUAUGAACAUAUACACUUGUGUGUGUACACACAUACAUUCAUAUACAAU
Molecule: messenger RNA, 1495 nt
Organism: Sardina pilchardus (European sardine)
Lineage: Eukaryota; Metazoa; Chordata; Actinopteri; Clupeiformes; Clupeidae
Exons: 4
Coding region: 378-1391 (337 amino acids)
Source: RefSeq, a predicted model, not a curated record